CCUAGCGUACGCUCUCCACGCUCGCAAGGUACGCACUUCCCGCCACUAUUCAAACUUGGAACGUUCGAACCUUUUUUCUUUCUUUUAUUGCAAGCGCACUCGCGCGUUCAGCCAAAACUAAACUGCCAGUGUCCAAAUCGCGGCCGUUGACAUCGGGUCCUUUGAAAUGGAACGCUUUACAGAAAUUCAUUUUUCGAACGCGGUUUUGAAUAUUGGCGGGAACGUGUGACGUGAUUUUUUUUUAAUUGACAGUGAUCGUGACUAAUCUGCCUGAAAGUGAACAAUGGUGAAUUACACUUAAUAUUUAUCAGUGCUUUUAUUACAUCAAGAAUUAGAAGAAAGUUUUUAAUAUAAAGCGCCAGGAUGCGUGCGGGGGUGUGGUGCGUGGCGCUCGCGCUGUUGGCGAUCGGCGGCGCUCUCCGACCCACUCAGGCGGAGGGAACGACGCGAGUAGGCCGAAGAUUGUCAACACACACGUCCACAGAGAGCAGCGCUUUUGAUCAGGAGCAUGCUUCUACUCCAAGAAGAGGGUCGAGGAGAAGAGAAGAAACCUCGCCGCGGCAAGCUGUGCGGAGAACAAGGACACGUGAUCCUCAAAUUGAAGAGGUCACUGAACCAGAAAGUAAACGAAGUACUGCCAACGAACGUUUCGAUUCGAGAAAAGCUAACAGCCGGACGCGUAGCAGGCCCGAAACAGAAGAAGACACGCCUAAAGCUAACGUCAUUAGAAGCAGAACGCGAUUCAACCGACCAGCUCCAACCCAACCCACUCCUACUUCAAAAGCACCAGAGGUGACUUCUCCCAAUAUAGAUGAAAGCAAAAUAGAAGUCAUCAAUUCAACUCUAGAAGAAAUAACCAAAACGGUUUUUAAAGAAUAUGAACCUGUGACACAAUCUAAUCGAAGAGCUUCAACUCGACCCAGUGCAGUCACUCAACGAAGACGUGGCCGAGUCAAUGCCAGAACCAAUGAACAAUCAGACCUUGCCAGUUCAGGAACGACGAAUUCCAUUUAUAUUUCUGAAAGGGGACCCACUACUGACAAAAUGAUAGAUCUAAAAAGUUCUCGAAAACUAAGGUAUAAACAACGCCAAUCAGAAACUGAUACCAAUUUAACGGGUCUUGGUAUUACAGCUUCAAAUGAGGUUCAACAGUCUAGUCAAAAAGCGACCCCUAGUCAAGAGACCAAGCUACCUGCUGCUGUAGAAAAUGUUCAACAAAGCACUGAGACGAACCCUUUGAAAACGACGACUUUGAAAGUCAUGAGAAUAGUCAGGCGGCCAGUUCAGAGAGGAAAGGGAAGCUUCAAGCCAACCGCAUCCGAUUCCCUUCCAAAAAAACGCUCAGAUGAAGUAAGUGAAGACGACAAUUAUCCUGAACCAUUUAAAGCGCUGUUGCAAGCUAAAAAUGCUUCGGCACAGUUUACCUCUCCGAAUGACGAGAAUCUGAAUUUGAAAGCAUCACAGAAAGUUUACAAUUCCUUUGCACCAUCACAACAGACUUCACUGAACUCUCUUAAAAACAAAUACUCACGGCCACGGCCAAAACCCAUUGUUGAAAAGGAAUUAAACAAUGACAUUAAACCUACAGAAACAACAGAGGCAUCAAAGACUCUUUCUACCAAAGAACCCGGUUAUAAGUUUCGUUCUCAACAGACCACAAGAAGUAGAAAAUUUAGUCACCUUACUUCAACCUCAACCGCCGCAAACACAGAACAAAGCAGUGAAAAACCCACUUAUAAAUAUAAUAGGAAAUUCAAAGUGAGCACUACCGAGGCUCCCCAAAACGGAGUAAAAGUUAACUCUAAACGCAUUGAAACUAACAAUCUUCUAAAAAAGUCAUCACAAAGACCUACAUUUUAUUCAAGAAGAAAUGCAACCAAAAGUGAUUUCAGUACGACAGCCAAAAGUAAUGAAGAAAACCUUAAUAUAGGAAGUGCUUUAGAAAGUAUAUCAAAACAUAAAGCGUCAUUGACGAGAACGUCGUAUUACAGUCGACAAAGAAAUAGCAAUAGAGUUUUAACUUCAUCUGUCCCGUCGACGGAAGAGCCUUUUAAGGAUACAAGCAGUGUCAUAGAAAAUGCUGAUAGAAAAAACACAGAUAAUGUAGAUAUGCCUUUGAUAUAUACAUUAUUAAAACCCACCGACGUAUCACAAAAUGAAAACAGUCUCGAUAUUUCACAAAAUGAAAAUAAUAGUGAAAAACCCCAUAAAAUGUUUGUCAUUGCAGUAACAAGUAAAGAGUCUCCAGAAUCUAGCACAGAAAAUGAAAUGACAUCUAAUACUGUUGAGGAGACUGAAGUGAAGCCUGUGGCGGAGUCAUCGACUCCAAAAUAUCAUGCGACGUAUACAGUUCCUCAACCCACAGCUAAAGCAGAAGAACAUGUCUUGAGUGCUGUACCUCCAAUUAGAAACAUUCCGACUCGGAAAUUUGGACGAGGUAGAUUUAGCUCAAGAAGUCAAAAUGACGGAGUCUCAGAAGAACCAGUGACAAGGGACAGAGGUGCCGGGAAGUAUACUGAUUCAUAUCCAAAAACCACUGAAGCUUCUACCAAUGGGAUAAAUCCCGACCCAGAAAAGUCUAGACAUAGAUUCAGCUCUAAAUAUAGAGCUUUGCAUGACAAACCGAUUUAUAGAGCACCUGUGCCCACGGUUACACCGUCAACUAUAGAGGGAGAAGAAUAUCAAUUAGGGCCAGAUAUGAAUGCUAUCACGUUUACUCAAAUACGAAGUCCAGCUGAACUAUUGAAACUAUCAGAAAGUUUGGUGAAACCACACGUCAUGAAUGUCGAAGCUUCACAACACUCUCAGUCAGUUACAGUAUCAAUAUUCGAUGCUUUAGCUGAAAUCCUUACGUCCACACCCAGAAAUCGACUAUCAUCAACAACAGAAGUACAAAAACAAAACAUUAAAACCGAUUCUUUACAAUCACUCGACGUCGUGAGUAGCAACAUUAAUGUAAAUAGCGGAGUUUUGCCAAGCCAAGACACGUUGAAUGUUAUUGUAAACACUAAUGUACAAAACACUGACAAGACACUAAAUGUGAAUAACCCAUCGGUUGCGGCUGGCGCAGCAUCAGUGCCGACGACGCCCCAGUCUUUACCCACACCCAUCCCCACUACUCCCGUUUCCGCAAGGAAACCUUUCGCUUUCAAAGUCUUAUACUCAGAACCAACAGACAAACUUACGACUGCACUCGAACCAACAUCAAACCAGCCAUCGACUGACAACCCGUCAACGGUAUAUAACACUGUUUCUGAUCUUUUGUUGUCCAAUAACAAUGUAGUAUCGUCUGAACUAACCAGCAUGUUGUCUAGUAAUAUUAACAAUAUACUUCGAAAUGUGGAUGAUAGGACUAAAGCUAGAGUGCAAGCCGACAUGAAUAAAAUAUUAAAGAAUUUGAUCCCCAGGGCUAUAGAUGGUUUAGAUGACAAUGUAGACUCUACCCCAAAUACCACUCCCUACAGUUUGGAGGAGAUCAAAGAUACAGAAAAUGUAAGUUUCGAUGUAAAUUUAAAUGUAAAUGAUAACCCGGCGUCCUUUGAUCUUCUUCAAAAUGCAGGAACCAGUAUCAAUGUAAAUAUCACAAAUGGUGUUGCUAAUACAGUUAAUGGUGUAGAACAGACUGAUUUUAAUGAGAAUGUUAAUAACCAAGGUUUUUCACAAUUAGCUAGUAUUUUGCCAGAAUCAAAUGACGGACGAACGACGAUAGCUAACACAAAUCAAUUAGCCACGGCUCCCGCAACUACUGUGACCGUAACACCUUCUGAUGCUGCCAGUGCUAUUUUAGCUUCGUCAUUCGUUCCCAAUAAUAGCAAUAGAGUUGUUUUUGACAGUGGGUUUAACAAUGCUGCACCCAAUAAUCCGAAUGCCCCUUUCCCAUUUUUAUCAAACUUCCAAAUAGAUGAUUUUACUACACAGAAUUCAGGUAAUUUUAACAACACAUCAGUUUUGCAAGGUGAACCUAUACCCUUCAGUUCAGUACUUGCAACACCAUCUCAAAAUGACGACGAUUCUAACAUUCAGGACAUCAAUGACGUGACACCCCUUCAGCUGUGGAUAUUAUCUAAAAAAGCACGAGUACUGAAAAUGAUUGAAGACCUUAUACGUGACCAUAAUAACGAACUGGCAAAUGCAACUUCACUGACAGAGAUGUUUAGACAAUCAGAUAGCUCUCCUAUAUCUGAACGACUGACAGAAAUUAUGAGUACUAUGAAUACAACGACAAAAUCGACCAACUCCGACGACUCUUCUCUUUCUACUACUCCUCCUCCUUCUAUCCUUUCUACUCUUCCCUCAAACGAAUCUUUCGAAGCUGGCCUGACUACGACUAUAGCGGCGUCUGAAACUAAUGCAUCGUUUACAACGGUAUCAGCUCGUUUAGAUGACAUUAGUACAAGUACAUCGUCUACAUCGAGUAAUGCAGAGACUGCUACUGCUAUGUCAACAACAGAAGCUACCGUUGAACUGUCGAAUAGAUCACUAAAUGAGUCCACAACAGCUACAACUAUACAGGAAAUAACCACGCAAAGUAUAGAAACGGUCACGCCUACAGACGUCGCUACCACAACGCAAGUGAAUCAAGAAACUACGACUCAAAAUGAUAUCGAAACAACUACCGAGGUAGAGAUAGAAACUACUACAAAUACUAACGAACAGGCAGAUUCAGCUUCAACAUUUGUUAAUCUAAAUAAUAAUAAUAACCAAUCGACUAUUCCGAAAAAAGAUUAUGUUAUAUUCGGAAUACUGCCUAACAACACCGUGAUUCGUAAAAAUCCUAACGACGACAUUUUGGAAACAUUAACAGAGGCAAGCCCUUACAUCGUUUAUGGUUUGCUACCCAAUAACACAGUAAUACGGAAAUUCCCGAAUGGAACCAGAGUACCUCGAGUUAUGCAAAAAAUUGACAUACUACCAAUCAGUCCAUGGAGUUUGAGGAACCCAUACAGCCCCAUCCAUAACAACCCGGCCAUUGUCAGACCACAGUCUAACCCCAUCCGAGUAUCCACUAAUGUAGAGACAUCCACCUCCAAUAACGGAACGGAUCGUUUAACUACCACCGACACUGUAAAUAACCUUCAAAAUAUGAUAUCGACAUCGGCACUUAAUUUAAAAGAUAGCAGUAGAGGUGUAACUACUGUGGCUAAUAAGCCAGCUGAGCAAAGCACAGCCUCGCAUGUUUUGAGUUUACGCACUACUACAAUGCUACCCUCUGUCGAUGAGAUUCUGCUUAAUAGUAUAUCUUCGGCUGCUAAAGAGGAAAUGGUUAUAUCAUCAAUGACGAGUUCCACUCGUCAGCCUACAAUAUUAACACUGGAUAUUGAUCCGGAGACCAAACAAAUACGCACUGAAAAGCCUGGUGAAAUAAAAUUUAUAUCAAUCGACGAAGUGACCACUACUACAUCUCCAAAUUCGAAUGUCUUAAAGUUGGCUUCCAGCAAAUCACCCACUACCACUGUAACUAGUCAAACGGAGACAGUUACCGAGUCAAGUACACAGACACCUCAGAUUCCGACACAAGUACAAAAUGAUGAUCAAACAACCACCGUCCAAGUACCUACAGGAACUAUUUCGGAUGCUAUCCCUGAAUCAACAACUGUGCAAAGCGUGCUAACGACAAGUACUACUGAGGCUAGCACAACUCCAUUAGUAACCACUGAACCAGUCACAACAACAACCAUGGCUCCAGUGACAACGAUCUCAGAGACUACGACAACUACUGCGAAAUUGAUAGAAACGACGACCGAACUUAGAACUACUUUAAAAACAACUACUGUAGCACCAACGACGGCUGCACCGACUACUGCUGCUGAAACUAUAUUUCCUUCAACAGCUACCCCUGCACCAACAGAAGGAGUUACCAAAGAGGAUGCAACAAGAUAUAAUGAAGAUGCAGCCCUUUUAGAGGCUAUUCUAAGUGGUGCUGAACGUCUUCCUAAAAAACUGAACUUCAAUAAUUUAGAUCAGAACACCGGUACUUCAUCAGUUAAUACUCAAACUAAGCUGUUAUCAACUACUAAACAGAGCGAUGAUGAUAAAUUCCUACAAGAACUUCUCUCCGUCGCUGGCAAAAACCCGCAUUCUCUAGCAAUUCCAAAUAUUGGAACGAACAUUAAUGUCAAUGGUGUGCAAACUACAACAGCUCGUUCCAUAGAAGAUGAUAUACGACAAUUUGAAGAAGAUACGAAAUUGUUGAAAGCCCUAUUAGCAGCUACAGGACAAGACCCAGCCAAAUUUAAAAUACCGACUUUAGAUAUUAAAACUACAACAUUACUUCCUACAACAGAAACAACAACAACAACAUCUAAACCCACUACAACAAGACUACAAACAACCACACCGUCAAUAGACGCAGACAUAACACGGUUCCAAGAAGAUGCUAAACUUUUACAAGCGCUUCUACAAGCUACCGGUCAAAAUAAUGGAAACUUUAACAUCCCUGUUAUAACGGGAAUAACUUCAAAUGUGAGAAUAGCGUCUAAUCCGCGCAUGACGUUGAUGGGGUCAAAUCCCACCACUCCUUUAAACGUUAGACCAAUAUACACAACACUGAGAACGACGACGUUGCCCCCUACCACUGUUACUGUACCUACUACAUUCCAGUCUCGUGCAACCGACCCUACAACCGCUCGGAUAUCUACCACGUUUCCGCCAUUCAGAAGAAGACCAACUGCAGCAACUUUAUCUACGACUGUGGCGACCGCUCGGCGAGUUCCAAUACCGGGUUUCACGAUAACAACAGAAAUUCCUACUUCAUCUACAUUUUCAGUUGAAGAAGAUUUAGCUUUCCUAAACAAUCUGAAAUCUGUUCUUAACACAAAUACAGAUAGUACGGAUCCUGAAGCAGCAUUAGCUAACCGCAUCAUAGCUCUUGCAGUAGAUAGAAGUUUGAAUGAAAUCAAAUCAGGCCAAGGAUCUGAGCGUACGGGAAAGAAUCUGGUACCUACUGCGGCUCCCACUACAACGACCACAACGACCACAACGACCACAACCACAACCACAACCACCACAACACCGCAGCCAACCACAGCCGCCCCCAGUACACCAUCCAUCGAAGAUGAUUUGAGACAGUUUCAAGAAGAUACUAAACUCUUGCAGGCUUUGCUCAAGGCAACUGGACAAGAUUCAUCUAAAUUUAAUCUACCGACAAUACCAAACAUUAACACUAAAGUGAGUCCGAAAAUACCACCAGGAGUACACAGUGACCUAAAUCUUCUCUCAAAUCUUCUUGCUUCACCUUCACCACUCAAUGAGCCGUUCGAUUCUCUCACUCAGAAACCAAAAGAGCAAAUUCAGACGACUGUCAGUACAACUCCUAAACCUUUUGGCGCAAAGAUUGCAGUAAAAGAUGACGUUAAAAAUGUACAAGAUGACGGGAAACUGUUACAAACUUUAAUAAAAUUGCAGGGCGUGCAAGAAACCACGACGCAAAAGAGUAAAAUUGCUAUUACAGGACAAUCAACAGAUGAAGCAUUAAAGAAACUGAUCCAGCAAACAAAGUCGCCGGGCAUGGUGCAAGAUGCGACCAAGAUGCCAAUCGCGAUCAGCACGGAAUACGGAAAGAGCAACGACGCCCUCCUCGCUGCCCUGCUGAAGGAGCAAGGCUUCGGCCCCACCACCGCUAGCUCUUUGGACGAGCAACUCCGUCUCGCCGCAUUGCUCAAUCAAGUGGUAGUGACGCCGAAAGCUAGGCGGACGACAACACCGCCUCCGCCGCCGCCGGCGCCUAGAAGACCGAUCCUGGACGGGCUGACGUGGCUGUGGCAGCAGUGGCGAGAGACCGGGCCCGGGACGGGUGCCAAGAGGCCGAACAGGAGGCCUGACCCGUCCCCUACGGCCGCGGUGUCCGCGUCGCAGGCGACGAGCAACAGGGUCAACUGGUUUGGCUCGGGGCCUUUCGUCGGGAACGCGGACGAUCGGCCGAACAACAGAAUACCUCUGGACCCGCCGAGGGCAGUGACCUCGGAACAGACCCCGGGACGAGGGCAGCUGGUGUCAGCGGCCAUUAAUGUGACCAGGGCCUUCUCGCAGUUUUUGGGGGCUGCUAUUCAGGGAGCCGCUCAAACUGUCCAAAGCGUGAUCCGGGCGGGACAGCGGGCAGCAACCGACGUAUACAGCAACGGCUCAGGAGCGUCGGGAUAACGUCGGACCGAGGAUAUGCGCCCCUGGUCGCAGCAGUAGGAAACUACGGGGUUUUGAAGAGUUAGAAUAGGCAAGCAGGGGUAGGCAAACACUUUUAUAAUGGGCCAUAUCGUAGAACCGCUUCUGACUGAACUAUUUUUUAUCAAAUAUGUAAGAGUCUGUUUCAUCCAACCGCCUGUCACCGAUUUAGCGAUCGGUAAAUUUAAUUUUAAGGGAAGUUUCAUAGAUCUCUCAAAUGGGGUGUUCGUCAAAAUGGUUGAUGCAACUAGCCCUAAAUGUAUUUGCGGAAAAUGUGAAUAAUAUUCACGCAAGAUUUUUAAUAAUUUCGUGUAUUUUCCAAAGCGAUGAAUAUUGAAAAAAUGGAUUUAUACUCCACAAGGUCCACUUUGAACGGAGUUGGCCUAUUUGUACUUCGUCCAUCCCUGUUCUACAUUUCUAACCCUUCAAAUGCUAUUCCCCACAGGCUCGGACUGUAAACUUUUACGAAAGUGUCUAGUAUGCACAAUGUGUCGAGUGCUCAACAUGUAAAUAAAACCUAGAAUAGUUUAGGGAACUACCUAAUUCAAAUUGAGCUUCAUCUUUACGCAUGUUCCUAAAACUUACUGAAAUAUUUAAUUCUUCGUAUUUUUGGUUUUGGAUAUGAUCUUGUUAGACUGUAGUAUUGAAUGUGAUGUUAGCGCUAUUUUAGUUUUAAUAUUUAAUUAAGGUGUUGUGUAAAUAAAAUAACGCAAGUUAAGUAGGUAUUUUUUUUAAACUUUAGCACGUUUUUUUGCGAAAAUUAACAGUUCUGUAUCUGAGAUAUAAAUAAACCCAGUUUUUAGACUACAUUUAUGGUAACGUUGCAGCCUGAUAAAAUGUAUUUCCAUGAUUUUGCCUAUGUUCAAGUUAAAAAUGCACGCAGAGAUAGCUUAGUCCGACUCUAUGUUUUCAAUUGUAGCUUCAGCUUAACUACAAUAGGAACUUAUAUUUCGCAUUGGCUGUAGUUUCACAUAUUUUAUUAGGUACCUCCUAGUAUAUUGUCAACUACUACUUUUAACCAUAGCGCCACCGCAGCGCACCGCGACCUUGAAAAUUUUCACGUAAGUGAGAGCGCGAAAAAAACUCUUUCUCGCUUUCACUUACAGGAUAGUAGGUAUGUGAAUGACUUUGGUGCGGUGCGGUCGUGUGUUAGCACUAGAAGGAUCGCGCUCUUUUAUAAAAAAAUAGUUAAAAUUAGUAUUAAGUCUUGACCAUGUGCCAUCGCACGUGCUUUUUACUUGCUUUCUUUCGCCUUUAUUUAUUGGUGUUGAUAAUUGCCAUUUAAUUAAUAUUUAAACAUAUACGAUUGUAAUAUAAAUUUGAUUGGUAUUCAAAGUACUUAGACUUUAUUAGGUUUUUAUAAGCGACAUAAGAAUACAUUGAAAUAUAAAUAAUUAAUAGGUAGGUAAUUAAAUAAUGAAACGGUUAAUAGGUACUUCUUUUAUGUAAGUACAGUUUCGAAUAAUAAAAAUGCGAUAAAACUACUUGUUUCGCAAUUUUUUGUGUAGUUAUUGUACCUAUAUUAAACUGUUCUUGUAUAAAAUUGUUUAUAAUGUACAGCUUUUCACUGCCUUAAUAUGUAGGUAAUGCUAUUUUUGUAUAAUUUGUUUAGAAUAUCUUUACGUAAGUAGCAAACAAGUUAUCCAUUGACUUUAGUAAAAAAAAAGCAAUAGUAAAUGAAAGUCUUUAUAGAACUAUAAAAAUAAACAUUUUUUUGUUCUUUUACCAUUAGGCAUUAAAAAAUACAUAUACUUACUAUAUUAUUGACCGAUGUUAUAAAUUAUAAUAACAAAAGAAGUCACAAAAUAUCCAGGUCUAAUUUUUUUUUUAUUCGACAGUAGGUAGUUUUGAAUACCUUUUGUAUAUUGUCAGCGAACGUUGUUGUGUAGAAAGAAAUAAAAAAAUAUUUAUAAAACAAA
Leguminivora glycinivorella is the source of this 10076-nucleotide messenger RNA. Its product is annotated as mucin-17-like. The transcript has 14 exons. NCBI's taxonomy places the organism in Eukaryota, Metazoa, Arthropoda, Insecta, Lepidoptera, Tortricidae. Bases 364 to 8139 code for a protein of 2591 amino acids. The record is from RefSeq and is a predicted model, not a curated record.